Molecule: messenger RNA, 1949 nt
Organism: Pelagomonas calceolata
Lineage: Eukaryota; Pelagophyceae; Pelagomonadales; Pelagomonadaceae
Source: the annotation of a GenBank genome assembly
AUUUCUCGCUCGCAACCUAGCAGCCGUGCCGCCCGCCCGAUAGGCACCCGUGCUGCGCGCGCGCGUUCCCUCCCCUAGUAUAAAAUAACGCCGGGGCUCGCCGGGGGUCAUCGCUGCGUAUGGCCGAGGUAGCUAGUAGCGCCCCUGCCCCCGCGGGCGAAACGCCCGCGGCGGAGGCGCCCGCGCCCGACGCCGCAGCGUCACGCGAGGCGGCGCCGAUGGACGUCGACGAUAAUAGUUCCGAGGACCCCAUCCUAGUGAGCCUCGAAAGCGAGGCGAAGCACGUCGCGCAUGCUCCAUUAGUGGACCCCGACGCCGUCGAGAUGAGAUUACUACCAUUACUCGACAGCGAAGGGCGGCUCCAGGACGGCACGGAGGUCGGCGCGCGCGUCCACGCGUUAUGCGAGAAAAUACCCCGAGACGCCGAGACGACGAAAGGAGUGUUGUUAGUGGUAUUAAGGAGGACCUGCGCGUUGGUCGAGAAGGACAACGGCAAGAAGCUCGCCAUGAGGGCCUUCCUCAACGCGGGAGGUCUGAGGCCGCUCGGCACGUGGCUCGAACGAGCAGAUAAAGAGCGCUCGGACGACUUCGUACGCCUUUUGCUGGACGCUCUAAGCGACUUACCGGUAACGGCACGCCUCGUCAAAGCGUCCGACGUCGGCAAGAUCGUCAAGCGCCUGAAGAAAGACCGGAAGGAGAGCGGAGAUCAAAACAUGGACUCGGCGUACAAGGGCCUCAUGCAGAACUGGUACGAGAAAGCAAAUAAGGGCGACGACGAGGAGGAGCGGAAGCUCGUGGCGCUCGAGGCCCAAGCGAGAAAAGCGACGGAGAAGAAGAAGCGGAGCGCGAAGAAACGGUCGUCGCAGCCGACCGAUGUUCUGGCGAGUGCACUCCAUCAAAAGAAACGUGCCAAAGUCCCCGACGAGGCCAUGGAUCGAAGUAGGGCCGCGCGCAUCGAAGCGAGGCGGCAGGGUAGAUUAGGUGGCGGUGUGGAGACCCUACAGCUCGCUCACGAGUCAAACGUCGCCUUCGACGACGACGGCCAGCCCAUCACGUCGCGGCCGAUCGAUCCUGAAUUAGCUGAGAGACUAGCUAAGCGUACUACAAGGGUCAAGUGGGCCGACGACAACGGCAAAGAGAUCGCAAGCUACUGCGAGCCCGUCGAGGGCUGGUUGGAUGAUGGCGGCCACCACGGCCCGUCGGCCGACGACGGCUUGACGGCCAAAGAAAGGCAGAAAAAAGAGCGCGAGAUGGAGGCCAGGGCCCUGGGCAAGGCCAAGGAAUUGGAAAAUGCGGAGAAGAAGGCGGAAGAGGUGGAAUAUCAACGGAAGCUCGACGCGCAGAAACCGCAAAUAGCGUGGCGGGAGCCGCCUCCCCUGAAAUUGGGCGAGGACGUCGCGGAGCCGGAGGUUGUUGCUACUGAGCCUGCUACACAAGCUUCUCGGCAGAAGAGAUUGAUGGAGGCUCGGUACUUCCACGCGAGAGAUAUCCCGGACAACCCCGCGGACGACGGCAUGGAGACGUUUCGUCUUGAUUCUUCUACCGUUGAAAUACCAGCACAGGAGUUGGAAAAACAACCUGAAGAGGUUGUUGCGGAACCAGAGCCGGCGCCGCCGCCCGUACCAGCACCGCCUCCUCAAGACGUGUGGACGGCGCCGACGCCGCAGUUCACGCCGUCCUUCGGCGGGCAGCAGCAGUACUACCCGCCGCCGCCGCCGCGCGCCGCGAACGCGCCGCGCGGGCUACCGGAGGCCAUCACACGGCUGGACGAGGACGCGUUGCGGUUCCUGCUCCAGAACCAGGCGUUGUACGACUCGCUCUUUGUGGAGGGCGAACUGGACGAGAGUCGCUUGCGGGACGUCAUCGCGAACUUCCGGCGGGGACCGCGGCGGUAACAUUUAGGUUAUGAGGCUAGGCGCGGCGAUGGCGCUUCGCGCGCGGACCGCGGC